Molecule: messenger RNA, 948 nt
Organism: Perkinsus marinus ATCC 50983
Lineage: Eukaryota; Perkinsozoa; Perkinsida; Perkinsidae
Product: Acyl-CoA dehydrogenase, putative
Exons: 1
Coding region: 1-948 (315 amino acids)
Molecular function (GO): oxidoreductase activity, acting on the CH-CH group of donors; flavin adenine dinucleotide binding
Source: RefSeq, a predicted model, not a curated record
AUGCCCGUUGUUGCCAAGGAGACCUUCGGAUCUCCCGUCCCGUACGCGGAGCCUAGUUGGUACACCAAGGGCCACAGCAGCCCCUACUACACUCAGUCCCACGUUGAGUGGCGGGCCAGGUGCCGCAAAUUCGUAGAGGAUGAGGUCAUGCCCAACGUCAGUGAGUGGGAGAAGGAGAAGGCCAUUCCCAUGGAGAUCUACGCAAAGUGCUAUAGGGCUGGCCUCCUGCCCAGUUUGGUCGGCCCCAAGGGUUACGACUAUGCCGACCCCGCCGUUGCUGCCAAGCCCCAAGGCUUCGACUACUUCCACGAGCUCAUCUUCAUUGACGAGCUCUGCAGGUGUGGAUCUGGUGGCGUCAUGUGGGGUAUGAUGGGUGGCCUCAACAUUGGUUUGCCAACUGUGUUAAACUUUGGUACGUCUGAGAUGAAGGCAAGGGUCGCCCCUCCUUGUGUACGUGGAGAGAAGAAUAUUUGCCUGUGCAUCACGGAACCUCACGCUGGCAGUGAUGUGGCCAAUAUCAGGACUACUGCUAAGCUCACUCCGGAUGGAAAGCAUUACAUCGUCAACGGUCAGAAGAAGUGGAUAACUAAUGGUAUUUUCUCCGACUAUUUCUCUGUCGCGGUCCGCACAGGUGGCUCUGGCAUGAAGGGAAUAUCUAUGCUGUUGGUCGAAAGGGGCAUGCCUGGUCUCAAGACCACCAGACUGGACUGCCAGGGUGUGCUAUCGAGCGGCACUACUUUCGUUGAAUUCGAUGAUGUGAAAGUCCCCGUGGAGAACCUUAUAGGUAAGGAGAAUGACGGCUUCAAGGUUAUCAUGUAUAACUUCAACCAUGAACGUUGGGGCCUCAUCAUACAGGCUGUGCGGUUCUCGAGGAUCCUCUAUGAACUCUCGUUCAAGUAUGCACAGAAGAGAAAGACCUUUGGCAAGACCCUUAUGGAACAUCCGUGA